ACGAGCCAAACGUAAACGUGAUUAAAGUUAGCCGUCGUGGCCGGAGGAGACCAGGUCCCGCGUGAAAAGUCAGGAGAAAAUGGCUGGCCAUGUUUUUUAGAUGGAAGAAUGAAGUAUUUUGGAACUUUUUUCUGGUCUGGAAGUGUCGAAUCCCUGUGAUUGUGUGUGUGAGUUCGAGGAGGCUUUUUUUGCAAGGCAAGACCAAUCAUUUGUCUUGAUUCCCUGGGCUGAGAGCUGGCUGACAGAGGGGGACGGAGCGAGUGAACCCCUCCAUUAAGACCUGAUCUAUUUCCCCAAACAAUUUAGUGUAUUCAUGAGGUUACGCAAAUGUGGAGGCAGCAAAAUUACCGUAAUCAAUUGAAACGGCGAGCAUGCGUCUGUCCAUGGCUCUGAUUAUUUGGAGAUCAUCUAUCAGGCUGAUGUGUAUGUAACUAGGCGAAGGGGCAUUAAAUCGCUGUUGAGUUUCACCGUCAAGUCCAUGAUCAUUGGGCAAGUGAGUUUGGACAACCAUAAUAGGGCACCAUAGUCCGGCGAGGCAAGUGUUCUCUCAACAUUAGGUAGCCGACUCAGCCAUCUGAAAGGUGCCGUUUUGAAACAAAACACCACAGUUCAGACAACUCAACGCUCAAUCCUCUCAGUAAUCGUAUUUUUACACCUGACAAAGAAAAAAAGAAGGUGAAGAAGAAAAGAAGUCCCAAAGGAUAAGUGAGUAUGGAGGUCAGAUACAAUCAAGAUACGGAUGCAGGGAUGGUGCUGAAAAACGGACUAAAGGAGGGAAAAGAUGGUAAGGAGUCCCAGGGAAGCCUGUCCAAAACGUUUCUCAAGGAGCAGCAAGAGUCUUUCUCCCCGUCUGGGCCAGUGGAAAACUGUGAGAAGAACCGGGGUAGCUCAGGAGACCCAGACUACUGUCGGAGGAUACUGGUUCGAGAUGCCAAAGGCUCCAUCCGAGAGAUCAUUCUGCCAAAGGGCCUGGAUUUGGACCGGCCAAAACGAACUCGGACCUCCUUUACAGCUGAGCAACUGUACCGGUUGGAGAUGGAGUUCCAGAGGUGCCAGUAUGUGGUCGGGAGGGAGCGAACAGAACUGGCCCGCCAGCUCAAUUUGUCUGAAACUCAGGUAAAAGUUUGGUUCCAGAACCGACGCACCAAGCAGAAGAAGGACCAGGGCAAAGAUUCAGAGCUGCGCUCCGUGGUGUCGGAGACAGCAGCAACAUGCAGUGUACUGAGACUUCUGGAGCAGGGACGCCUCCUCACUCCACCAGGGCUGCCGGGCCUCUUGCCCCACUGCGGCAGCAGCACGCUGGGCUCAGCUCUGCGCGGGCCCUCCAUGGGCAUGGUUAGCAACGGCAGCAGUAGCAGCAGUAGUGGCGGCAGCUCAGGGACGGCUGGCUGCAGCCCCCCUCUGCCUGCAGUGACCAGCUCAGGGACCGUGGCAGGCCUCCAGGGCUCCCCGCCGGCCCACGGCAUGUUCAGCUUUCCUAUGCCCUCCCUGCUGGGCAGUGUGGCCACCCGCAUCUCCUCUAACCCACUCUCCAUGGCUGGAUCCCUGGCCGGGAACCUACAGGAACUGUCGGCCCGCUACCUGAGCUCUUCAGCUUUUGAACCUUAUUCCCGGACCAAUGGCAAAGAGUCCAUGGACAAGAAAGUUUUGGAAUGAUUUAGUUUUUCUCUCAAAAUGUGGAACAUUUUUAAUUGUUUUGUUGUAUCCCUAGCUUUUCGUCAUUGUUUUUGUCUGUUCACUAUUUUGCCUUCCUUUGUCUGAUUUGUGUUGUAGAUGUCGUCCAUGUAAAUCCAAGUACACAUCUGAAACCUCACAGAAGGAGGAAAACAAAGGCAUACUGCUCAUUCUUACAAAAAUAUGAUGAUUUUUUUAAGCUUUUGCACUAGAUCCAAGUUUCCUCUGUUUUGAAUUGUAAUGCAAAAAUCUAAAAUAGUCACUUGUCUUAAGAUUACAUGAGGACUGGGUUAAUAACUUUCAUUUAGAAAGAUAUUAUCUUACAUUUCAAACAUAAUGACAAUGGACAAUUAUAGCAGAAAUAUAUAUAUAUAUAAAUCCACUUUCUUCAGAUGAUAACUUUCAAAUAGUUAAAAAUAUGAAGCUGCUCUGAGAAAAAUAAUACAAAACAAAGCAUUGAUUGGUUAGGGAUGGUGUAACAUGAUGGUGCCCUUUUGUGAAUGUUGUGUUUCAUUAUUUGGUAGUCUUGGAUGGACUUACGUCAUAAAUGUGCAUUGACAAAGAGAGUUAGCAAGCAUUACAGCUUGUGAACUAUUGAUGACAGGUGGGCUUGGGGAGCUUGAAAGUCCUUAUCAAACAUGAUUAAAUGAUGGAGUAAGUGUCAAAUUACUUAUAACUUCACUAGCAAAGACUUGAAUGACAUAUGACAUGAGGAACACAGAUCUUUAACUUGUGAACCAGAAUUGACAUAUGCAGGUGUUUUGCAAUAUUAAGCUACAAUAACAGUCUUUUUUAACGGUUAGUAUUCGUUUUUCUGUUUUGGGCAAAAACAAUCUAAAGGAAAAUGUUGUCAUACAGUUUGAUAGUUAAAUUGUUCUGUGUUAAUUGUUUUCUAAAUGGCUUUGUGAGGGUUUUCCCCUAUAUGAUUUUUAACACAGUCUAAGGUUCGUGACAUUCAUGUCUUAAAGAUGCAGUAUUCCACUUUUCGUCUGUGAUUUUAGUACCAGAGUGGUCAUUCUGAUUUUCAUGUGUAGGUAAAAGAUAGAGAACAGCUUGAGUCCCUUGCAGUUGAAAAUGUGGAGAGGGGCAGAAAGAAAAAAAAUUGAGUUUUCAACUUCAGUAAGCUGCUUGCAGAGUUGGAUAUACUAGAAAAGGAAAUUCCAGGAAUAUGAUGAAACCAGUAGAAGGUUUAGCAAACUUUAAGACAACAUGAUACCUUUUUCCUUGUAUGAAAUCUUUUAAGAUCCGCAGCCAUUGUGAAUGGCUUACAAGGAAAGCAUGAGAUGACUGCGUGGAAUUACUGUAGUAUAAAGGAAAGGCAAAUGAGAAAUGUACCUAAAAUGGUUAUUUUAUUGUAAAUUAUUCACGUCUGUAAUUAAUAGAUGAUUAGUAUAUCUGCAAAAUAAUGAAUGAUGAAUGUAAUGGAGGGGGUGAUAAAUCAAUCAAAGCUCUUUGGUGCUGUUGUUGUGAAAUAUCUUGAACUUUGUGAAAUGUGUGGUAUGAAUGUGGAUAUAUAUUAUAUAUAUGGCUGCAAACAAAGCCAAGUGUGUUUUAUUCAUUUUCUUUUGAUACAUGUUUCCAUUAUAAUGAUCCAGUUGUGAUAAACUUCGCUACUGUUA
Molecule: messenger RNA, 3293 nt
Organism: Osmerus eperlanus (European smelt)
Lineage: Eukaryota; Metazoa; Chordata; Actinopteri; Osmeriformes; Osmeridae
Gene: vax1
Product: ventral anterior homeobox 1
Exons: 3
Coding region: 712-1656 (314 amino acids)
Biological process (GO): neuron differentiation; regulation of transcription by RNA polymerase II; brain development
Cellular component (GO): nucleus
Molecular function (GO): RNA polymerase II cis-regulatory region sequence-specific DNA binding; DNA-binding transcription factor activity, RNA polymerase II-specific
Source: RefSeq, a predicted model, not a curated record